AACAAGAGCUAAGUCAACCCUUGAAUAUGACGAAAGAACAAGAGUUGGAUAUAAAUAUGAAGGACACAAAGAUGGAAUAUGAGGAAUCAUAUUCUGUGUCUGUUGAAGCUUUUCAAAGGCAAAGAAAAACAGAAGAGAAAGAAAAAUGGCGGAGAAAAGGAGGAACGCACAUUGAAAGUACRAAGGUACAAAUGUUUGAGGCAACAUUUUCUGUGCUUGAUGAAGCUGUGACCGGAAAGGAAAAUCAAGAAUUGAGCAAGAAAAGUUGUAUGGUAACACAUGAUUGUAACAAAGGGGGGUUGUUUACCACUGUUGCUGAUGAUAAAGAAAGCUCUUCCCAGUCUUGUAGUGUAGAAGGCUUGAUGCGAAAUUCCACGUCUGAUGGAAGUUCUUCUUUAGAACAGAAAAGCGAUGAAUCUUUCUCCAUCUUGAAGAAUACCUCUAUAUCUGACCUCACCCCUGGUGGGUUUAAUCCGGUAUUUACGAGCACUGCUCGACCGACAUCACCGUCAGCUGACAAAACCCAAAMCCUCAGAGCAGAAGAAACACAGGAUCACCCAGGAGAAGCAGAAAAGCUCACUGCAACGAAGAAACAUGUAACAUUUGGUAAGAGCAUACUUUACAUGACCAGACAUGACUUUGAAGRAAGUCUAGAUACAAGUCAAGGUAUUGCCUCUCCGUACCAUAAUGAUCCAACAGAUGAUGAUAUCGUUCCUUGUACUCAGCAGGAGGACGAUAGUCAGUUGAUGACAUUCCAAGACCCACUGCARAUUUUGAGAACGUUGUCCUCUUCUGCCACUGAAGUGCUCCAAGAAGAUYCAAAAUCCAAGGUGUCGUCGGKUGGUSCURGCCAUGAUGKUGAAGUUGGCCGUUAUGAUGRUACUAUGCAACGUCUGCUUGGUGAUGCAGUAAAGUUURUUGAUAGUGGGAAUGUCCCAAAGGGUUCACCCAAUGAUUUUAGUGCCAAGAUGCAGCAUCCAAAUGGUAAUAUACUACAAACUGUGGUUGAUAGUAACGUUCAGAGGAGCUCAACGAAUGAUGCAAUGCGGCAUCGGGGUCGUGAAGAGCAUGCUUCUCGCUUGGCAAGUUGUGACAGUGAUGUGCUGUGGCGACAAAAUCUUGACAAAAAACAGCGCCUAAAUGAUGGUGAUGCUCCAAAUGAUAACGAUGACRAUUCACAGGGUUCUUCCAUUACUGGGGAUGAUAAGGAAAUUAUUCUAUGCAGCGAUGAAAGUGAAGAAUUCGUACGUUCUCCUACUACAGUCGCGAAAGACAGUGUCYUGCAAUGUAUAAAACAGUCAAAUAACAAGGUUUGCAAUGACCUUAUUAUGGGCAGCGAUGACAGUGCYGGCAACAAUAUCUCCAGCUCUCCUAAAACUGCUGCAAAACAGAAUAUCCUUCGAUGCAUUCAAAAGCAGGCAAAUAAUGGCUCUAAGGAUGACGUCUCAAAAGCRCGUAGCCAAUCAAAGCAGACCUCGAAAUCACCAUUAAAAGGUCGGGAAACGCAGAACGUUAGUGUUAAAGGACGAGAAAAAUCGCUGCAGUUUACUUUAACGGAUUCAGAACUUGGGAAAGCUUUGAUUUCACCUGCGGAAAAAGAGAACACUUUCUUGCCUGGCUCAAAAGGUGUAAAUAAUUUGGAAGAAGGAAAAUCCCCUCCCCAGGUGCAGCGCGUCACUUCAACAACUCCCGUGAUAGAAGGUGGAUCAUGUGCUAUUCCAUGUUCAACGUUUUACAAAACUAAAUGUAAUAACUGUAAGAAGCGACCUCGAGAAGGUUUGGUACAAGUUGAACUAGGACCCGACGUAAACUUGAUGUCACUUGCGGAAGAUACAGGUGUUCAUGAUGGUAAUAAAGCUGUUGCCAUGAAGACGCAUGCUUUACCAUCAGGGACAUCAAGUGAUGUAGCAGCACUUGUACCAGGUGAAGGGAAUUUGAAAAGAAAGCGUGCACAAGAAGAUGAUGAAACUAGAGCUGCGAAGAAGCUACURACAAUCUCCGCGCCGUCGACUGCUUCAGCUCAAGUAUCAACAACUUGCUUGAAUACUAUAAAGAAUAAGGACAAUAAUGUAAGAGUGCUGAAUGCGGAUGCUAGUUUCCAGGCCUUUACAGAGUAUAGCUGUGACCACGUGUUGUAUUCCCAACAGGAUCCUUUAGUUCUUGAGUUUUCUUCAAGCGAAAAUUCAGAUAACGAUUCUUCUCAGGAGAGCAAAAUUAACGAUUUGCUUUCAAGUCCCAUUUUAUUACCCAGUCCACCWCGUGAAACGAAAACGGUGCGUCGGUCUAUCGAAACAGGGGUGGCUAACCUGAAAUUUAUAAACACUGAAAAGGCCAUGGAAGAGUUUUACAUGUCAGAGGAACAAGAACUCUCCGCUUCUCCCAAGUUUGUAUCGUUGCCCUCAUAYCAGGUACCAACUACGAACAACAAUAAAUGUUCUGACCUCGCCAAUAAACAGAAGAAUACAACACAGCACACUAACACAUCACAAGGUAAAAUCAAACCAAUUAUUCUAAGUGACUCAGAAGAAGACGAAAGUGAGAGCAGUUUCUGUUGGUUUACGACACGGUAGGUCAUGUCAUGUCAUGUGUAUGCUAAGGUCCGUUGGUUGAAAUUCAUCGUUGCUUGGAUAUUGGUCUAUAAGGAUCUUCAUACUUCGACAGUUCGAUCAUCCUGUGGUUUGAAGUUUGUAAUUUACCUGGAUUUUAUUGGUUGAUUCAAAAUAAUCAGCAAAUGAAUAUGUUUGGUCACAAUUGAUUUACCAAUUUAUAAUAUGGUCAUUAAUAAGAACGUCCAUAGCUAGUAACCUGAAUAUACUCAUCCAAAGAAUUAAGAACCCUUCGUGUUCAUUGGUUGAUCCAAUGGUUCAUUGGUACCAUUGURGUCACCAAUAAGAUGCUCCAUAGCUAGCAACACUAUACUGAUCUAGGAAUGGCCUUCAUAAAGAUUGUGAUCCCUAGGAUUUCAUUGGUCGAUCUAGGGGUUCAUUGGUACCAUUGUGGUCACCAAUAAGAUGCUCCAU
Molecule: messenger RNA, 3020 nt
Organism: Actinia tenebrosa (Australian red waratah sea anemone)
Lineage: Eukaryota; Metazoa; Cnidaria; Anthozoa; Actiniaria; Actiniidae
Source: RefSeq, a predicted model, not a curated record